AAUAGAGUCAGUAAAGAUAGAGUCCCUUUUUCUAGAACUAGCAGUAGUGUUUUUCAAAUUAUUAUUUUUUCUUAUAUCAAAAAAUGGGAUAUUUCAAUAUUAUUUGUACAGCAUAUUUACUUAUUAUAAGUAUUUGUUAUUCAGAAGAAAAAAAGGCAGGAAUAUCUUACAUAUCACCUGAACAAGUAAAAAAUAUUGGAGAAAAUGUUGUUAUGAAUUGCACAGUAGACAAUAUUGGAGAGUUGCCGGUUUUUUGGAAUAAAAAACAUCGUGGUAUAACAACAGAUCAAACAGUAGUCUCUGUUAAUAACAACAAAUUAGUAAAUGAUCCACGAUAUGAACUUGUUUUUGUAAAUGGCUCACAACAGACAUUUAGCCUAAAGAUAAAUAAUAUUCAAAUUCACGAUUCCGGUAUUUAUGAAUGUCAAAUUGUUGCUAAUUUCACUACAAAGAUAACGCAAUUUGUGGAGUUACAAGUUCGAAGUCCACCAACAAUCAUAGACCAACAUUCCACGCUUCAUUUGAAUGUAGAAGAAGGCCAAGAUGUUGUUUUAAAGUGCUACGCUGAGGGAUACCCACGCCCGACAAUCACAUGGACUCGAGAUUUGAAUGCUAUUUUACCUGCAGGUGGACAAUCAACAGAGGGACAAGAAUUAAGAAUAAAAAAUUGUCGAAAGGAAGAUCGUGGACUUUAUUUCUGUUCUGCGAGCAAUAAUGUCGGAGAGCCUGUACAAAAAUCAGUAAACCUCGAAGUUGAGUUUGCUCCAAUUAUUUCAGUAUUUCGACCGAAAGUUGCACAAGUACAAGGUUAUUCAAUCGAUUUAGAAUGCAACGUUCUUGCACACCCUCCAUCUCAAAUUGAAUGGACUAAAGAUGGAAAAAUCUUGUAUAAUGAUAAUCAUUAUGAAAUCUCACACUUGGGAAUCGUCAAUGAUUUAACAUUGUCAAAAGUUAGGAUUUUAUCUGUUGAAAAUCAUAACUAUGGAGAUUAUCAAUGUAAAGCUACAAAUAAAAUGGGAUUUGCUCAAUCAAGAAUCAAUUUGUAUAGUCAAUCAUUUCCUAAUAUAAAUUACUCAGGAUUAGUAUGGAUAGACAGCUCAAAGUUCUCUAAAGCAAAUACCCAAUAUAAAUUUUCAAUCAUUUAUAUAAUAUCUUGUAUUUGGAUUAUAAUUAUUUAAUAUAUUAACGACGAUUUUACCAUAAUGUAUUAAUUUGAUCAAGUUUUUGUAAAAUUAGAUCUGAUGAGUUUUAUAUGUAUGUGAGUGUGUUUUAUUUGUAUAUUAAUUAAA
Molecule: messenger RNA, 1289 nt
Organism: Culicoides brevitarsis
Lineage: Eukaryota; Metazoa; Arthropoda; Insecta; Diptera; Ceratopogonidae
Product: lachesin-like
Exons: 5
Coding region: 84-1178 (364 amino acids)
Biological process (GO): dendrite self-avoidance; homophilic cell-cell adhesion; axon guidance
Cellular component (GO): plasma membrane; axon
Molecular function (GO): cell-cell adhesion mediator activity
Source: RefSeq, a predicted model, not a curated record